GCCCGAGCCUCGGUGGCCGCGGCGCCGGUGGCCUCGCCCGGGGCGGCGCGGAUGGUGAGAGGAGCGGCCCGGCAGCGCCUGCCCCGCUCCGGCCCGGCCUCCAGAACUCCCGGCCCGGCGGAGGAGCCCCGCCGAAAGCGGAAGCCCAGGACUGAGUUUGCCCUAAAACAAAUCAUGUCAUCAGGAGGAGCUGAAGAUGAUAUUCCCCAAGCAGAGAGGAAAACAGUUACGGAUUUUUGCUACUUGCUGGAUAAAUCUAAACAGUUAUUCAAUGGCCUAAGGGAUUUACCUCAGUAUGGGCAGAAGCAGUGGCAAUCCUAUUUUGGGCGAACAUUUGAUGUUUACACCAAACUCUGGAAGUUUCAACAGCAGCAUCGACAAGUAUUGGACAAUCGGUAUGGGUUGAAGCGGUGGCAAAUUGGGGAAAUUGCUUCCAAGAUUGGGCAGCUCUAUUACCAUUAUUACUUGCGCACUUCUGAAACCAGCUAUCUCAAUGAAGCUUUCUCCUUCUAUUCCGCAAUCAGGCAGAGGUCAUACUACUCCCAGGUUAACAAGGAAGACAGGCCUGAAUUAGUGGUUAAGAAGCUGCGUUAUUAUGCAAGGUUUAUAGUGGUUUGUCUCUUGCUCAACAAAAUGGAUGUUGUAAAGGACCUUGUAAAGGAGCUUUCAGAUGAGAUUGAAGAUUACACUCAUCGUUUUAAUACUGAAGAUCAGGUGGAGUGGAACCUGGUUCUUCAGGAAGUGGCAGCUUUUAUUGAGGCAGAUCCUGUAAUGGUUUUAAAUGAUGACAACACCAUUGUAAUCACCUCCAACAGGCUUUCUGAAACCGGAGCUCCAUUGCUGGAGCAGGGAAUGAUUGUGGGACAGCUUGCUCUUGCAGAUGCACUGAUUAUUGGGAACUGCAAUAACCAGGUGAAGUUCAGUGAAUUGACAAUUGAUAUGUUCCGAAUGCUACAAGCACUUGAAAGGGAACCAAUGAAUUUAGCUUCGCAGAUGAACAAACCUGGAAUGCAGGAGUCAACAGAGAAACCAGCCAGGCGGGAAAACCCUCAUAAAUACCUACUUUAUAAACCAACUUUUAGCCAGCUGUACACGUUUUUAGCAGCAUCAUUUAAGGAGCUGCCUGCAAACAGUGUGCUGCUGAUUUACUUGUCUGCCACGGGCGUGUUCCCAUCAGGUCGUUCGGAUAGUGAAGGUCCAUAUGAUUUUGGUGGUGUUCUGACAAAUAGUAACCGGGAUGUUAUAAAUGGAGAUGCUAUCCACAAGCGAAACCAAUCUUACAAGGAGAUGCAUUGCCUUCACCCUGGUGAUCUCUACCCUUUCACAAGAAAGCCACUUUUUAUCAUUGUGGACUCUUCGAACAGUGUGGCCUAUAAGAAUUUCACGAACUUAUUUGGACAACCAUUGGUGUGCUUGCUCUCUCCAACAGCAUAUCCAAAAGCUUUACAAGAUCAGUCUCAGCGGGGUAGCCUCUUCACACUCUUUCUGAACAAUCCUUUAAUGGCAUUCCUGUUUGUCUCUGGAUUAUCAAGCAUGCGCAGAGGAUUGUGGGAGAAGUGUCAGGAUUAUCUUAGAAAAAUCAAUCGAGACAUUGCACAGCUGCUGACCCACUCCCGCUCCAUAGAUCAAUCCUUUCUUCAGUUUUUUGGGGAUGAAUUUCUUCGUUUGCUUCUAACAAGAUUUAUCUUCUGUUCAGCUACUAUGAGGAUGCACAAAAUUUUCCGGCAGGAAACACGAAAUUAUCCAGAAUCUUAUCCUCAGCUGCCAAGAGAUGAAACGGUGGAGAACCCUCACCUCCAAAAGCACAUUUUGGAGCUGGCUUCCAUACUGGAUGUUAGAAAUGUUUUCCUGGAAAACACUCUUGACGACUAUUAAGAAAAACUGUCUUACUGCAAAGGGGUUUCCCUGGCCACAGAUUUUGAAUGGUGCAGUUUUCUAAUGUGAAAAUCAUAAAAGGAAGUACUUGAUUUUAUUUUUAAACUUAGGACCAUUAUUUUAAAAAGUAAUAAUAAACAGCUGUUAGGUUAGCUGUUCCAUUCUGUAUGGGGGGGUCAAUUUUAUAAGAAGUUUUCAUGUCUUUUAAAUGUUAAACUAAAGAAUUGCUAGAAGUUUAUUUCUGGUCUUGUGGCUGUCAACCACAUUUCCAACAGCUGAUCCUAAGCAUAGAAGUAUUAUUGGUUACCUUUAUCCCACAUUUGUGGAAAUCCUUUAUUUUUAUACAAUUUUAAGAAAUUGGAAAAAAAUCAAUAGAAAAAUGAUAUUUUGUCCCCAAAGAGUCUGGAUUUGAAAUGAUAAAGAUGGAACCACACAGUGCAAACCAACAAUAGCAAUAAAACGAAGUCCUUCAUAACCAGUAUAUUUUUUCAGUCUUAGGCAAGUAAGUAGACAAAACUGUGGAAGAUUAAGUUGCGUUGCAUUUGGAGACAGUGAGUUUGAAAUGAAGUUGUAAAGAAAGUUAAUGCUCCCUACAGAUUUGACACAGCAAUGUCAUGUAUAAACUCUGAACUGCUGGCCAAGGACACAAUUUCCCCUCUGUCUGGUGGGAUAUGUGGUUAGCAGAUCUGUGAAUUAAAAACUAAGAAAGCUAGCACCUCUCUUUCACUGUAAUAAGGAUCAUCUUGCCAUUUUUGUUGCUGCCACAGUUUUCUAGGAGAUAACAUUCUUCAUUGUGAGCCACUAGUCAGAUAUUCUUUAAUUUCUAGCAGGUGUUAUCUUCCUUUCUUUGUGUGGAUGAAAUGUGUGGCUCCCACAGUGUUACCAUUCCCUGACUGGAGUUGAAAGAAUGUCCCAUAAGUGCUGAAUACAAGUCCUUCCUAUCCCCCAUUUAUUAGACCAACCUGUGCUGGAGCUGUACCCCAAGAGAGGGAUGCCAGUACUCCUCUCACGAGUUAAACAAAGUGAGUACUGCCAGUAGAACCUCUUCUACUGCUGGUAGGAGAGGUUGUGGUUGUGUUUGGUAGCCCUGUAGUAUCCUUCGGUCUAGGGAGCUUAAGGAGUGCAAUGGCCUCUGCAAAGGCUUUUACUGGAGAAAAGUGCUUCCCUGACUCUCUUAGACUGUACUGCCUUCUUUGCAGAGCUAGAGGACCUCUUGCAACUCCUGAUAGUAAAGGUUUGAGCAGGGGGAAGGAAUGAAAAUAUUUUAAUUAAAUGAGUUUAUGUUCACUGUUCCAUGUACUAGAAAGGCAUUGAAAGAAUGAGUAUGAUCAGCACUUUUAUGUUGAACCUCAGCCAUGUCUCUGUUUCUGUUGGGGGAAAAAAAUGCAAAAUUUGGUGACUACCAUAGUUGUCACAGUAGGCCUGUUUGCAAGUGUUGUCAUACAAGGUAUGAUCUACUCAGCUGGAAUAGUGAAGGGCAGCAGUUCAGCACUGAUGAGCCUUCGUUCAGCUGUGGAUAGCACGGUAUGGCACAUCAGGAAUUGCUGGAGUGAAGGUGGGAAGUUGCUGUGAAGGUCCUCUCUAUCUGGGAUGCAGCUGAUGCCACCCAUUCUUAAUUUCUAAAGUGAAAAAAAAAAAAAUAGAAAAAAAAAAAGUAGUGUCUGUUCUAAGCAGUCUUGAAGCUGUUGUGUUGGGCCCCCACCACUUGGUGCUGUUCUUUGGACUUUGGCAGGACUUUGUUACAUGGGAUAUGGAGUUUAUUUUAAAGAGUGCGUGUUUGUGUGUGUGCAUGUGUGUUCUAGGCGUUUGUGUGUAUAUGUACAAUACGCAUACAUCUACUGGCUGGUGUAAAUUGUAAAUAUGUAUAUAUGUAUAGGUACUUGUAUAUGUAUUAAAAAGUAUGAAACAGUACAAUGUCUAUAUACAAAAUUUAUAUAUACACACAUACGCCAUUCUGGGUGCAUUCCCCAAAGUAUUCCAGAUCAUUUGUGGUUGUCAUAAAAGUUACAGCUCUUCUGCUAUUGUAAUAAUCUGUUUUAAGGGACUUGCAGUUUGUCCUUGAAGUAAUUCAGAAGUGAUUUCAGAUACAGGAAGCCUCAGUUAGCCAGGGGGAAUGAGUACUUCUCUAUGUGUUACAGUGAUUGGAUUCAUAGAUUCUGAACUGUGAAGCAGAUGAUCUGCCUUUACUUCUGGUAGGAGGUCUCCAUUUAUUAAAAUGUGGGAUUCUGUGUGGAAGCUAAAGAUAGCAGAAGGCCUUUAAUGCAGCAGCUAGUGAGAGAGAGGGAUUUUCUGUUACCCUGCCUGCUGUUCCUCCUUCGGCAGCGUUCAGCUUACAGUAGAGGAGGAUUCAGAUUUCCCAAGCUCACUGCCUUCCAAUCAAAUGCUUUUGUUUUGCUUUAGCAUUUGCUUUGAUGAAACUGUUCUCAUUUUGGUUCCAUGUAUCUGGAUGACAGUAUGCUAAUUCUGAGGAUAGGAGUGAUGGUUCCAUUAGCGUGAGCUGGUGAACUUCUGUGGGAAGUUGUUUGUGAACUGAAUGGGAAAACCUUGGCAGACAGUCUUCAUUUUAGCUGGGCUGAAGCAAGGAGUCUUUGCUUGUGAUCUUAGAGGUUUCUAAUCCACUGUGCAGCCCUAAGAAAAGGUCUUUAAAAAAACAAAACAAACAAAAAAGCUGCAGAUGCUAGAAUAUAGCAGGAGAAUGUGAGGCUUUCAAAAUUAGUUCAAAAGUUGAAUUUCUUAGCAGCAAUGACUGUCCAAAUAAAAAAUUCCUCCUGGAGGUCCCUCAUUCUCAUAUUGCCUUCUGACCUUUGGUUCAGAAGGACUGCUGCUGACAAGGUUAUUCAAAGAUAAAGAUUUCACUUGUGUUAGAAAGAGUGCAAAAGUGUACCUUACAAAGAAAAAGGCUGAUACCUUCUGUCUGCUCUAGUUGUAGAUGGAUAAGUAUCUGGUCUUGGAUUUUGAGCCAGCCCCCUCCCUUCUGACCCAAAGCAACUGCUUUCAAGAUGAAAACUGAAAUUUUCUCUCCAAGUAAAAGCUUGUCUUGUUUGAACUUACUGAGUCAUUCUAAAGUUGUGCUACUGUGUGCUUGUGCUAUGGUCAUAGGUACCUUCUUUGUGUAUGCUUGUAGGUACUGAAGAAAACUUUGGUUUGUGUAUUUAGCAGUCCUCACUAGAAGCAAGGGGAAGACUGAACCAUUUUUGAGUGAGAACAGAUCCCUUUCUUCUCAGGCUUAAUGCCUUCCCUCUUGUCUUGCUAACCCUUCGCUCAUGUUAAUAGAGAAGACUUGCCAUCAACAGGCAAGGAUAAAUUCUGUAUGUUAUGUACUAUGAGAGGAAAAUGUGAACUGUACUGGAUGUCUGUGUAUUGGACAGCUUCUGCCUAGCUUCCUAUUUCUUCUGCAUGUAAUACGUUUGAAUUAAUCCUACUUUCAGAGGAGGCACCUCUGUUCCUCCCCCUCUGUUCCAAACAUCUUAGCCACAGUUAGUGUUGCUGCCUUCUUUUUUUGCCUUUUUGACUUGUCAAAAUAACAGUGGGAAGGGAAGAGAAGGUAACGAAUCUUUACAGCUGUGUUUUUAACUACUCCUGGGAUAUGAUGUCUCAUUUUCUUCAUGCACAACUAAAUGGAGCAUUAGCUCUGUGAGCUUUGCAAACUGGAGUUGCUCCCUGGAGUACUUUCUCAAGAAGUUUCAGGACUGUUUGUUUGGUAGUUUAUCAAACAGUAUCUGUCAGGUUAUGACUUACUAAAGCUCUCAAGACUAUUCCAUAGGGAGAUGUGCAGAGAUGUCUUUUAAGGUUCGCAGGAAAUAGAUGGAGACGGGGAAUUAGGCUUCAGAUAAUCAUCUGCAAUGUGAGUAGUUCUGAUCAGGCAGCUCCUCUAGGAACGAAAGUAUCUAUCACUCCAUCGCUCAUCCACAGGCAUGUUGUUGUGAAGUGCCUCCCUCUGCUUUGCCUUCAUCCUUACACUGUAACUCCAUGCUAUGCCCCAAGUCUGCUUCUUCCUAAAAGCUAAAAAAAACUUGGAAUCCGUCUGAACAACUUGUUUUUUGUUUUGUUUUGUCUUGAGGCUUCUUUUGUAACAGCUUUAUCUAUGUUAGAUUCCUCAGUAGAUGUUUGUAUUACAGGUCACUAAUGAUGGCAGUAGCAGAGCCCUCGGUUAGUCCUGCCCUUUCCGGACCAAGUGGCUGCUUAGGUGUCAGCAGCUGAUGUGUGAUGGCUGCUGCUGUUCUGUGGCUGAGGGAGCUCCGCAGACUGGAAGCUGUUCACAGCCCUUGGUGACUUUGCCUGGCAGCACUGUCAGCUUGUGCGAGGGGUGUUGGUGCAGGGUGGGGCAGAAGUCUGCGAAGUGGAGAGGUUGCAUAUUGCUGAGAUGGCUCUCUGACAUUUCCUAAUGUCUCUGACUUCUAGAGCAGUUCUGUUUCUAUGACCAAAUCUAUUGCACGUGCUUUGAAGAUUCAGAUGUGUGCAACUGGAACAGAAGGAAUACAUCAGACGUUUUUUUUUUAAUUAUUAUUUUGGGUUUUUUUUACUCUAAACCAUUCCUCUGCCAAAACAAAAGAGAUUUAGUUUGAGCUUUCCGAAUCGCAUCAUUUGGAAUAUCAAAGAGCGUCUCUGCGUUCCUGUUGGUACACUGCUGCACACAGAGAUGAUUUGCUCUUGAAGCUCCUGGCUUCACACUGAGAGCAUACUGCAGCUCCCAAAGGAGCCCUGGAGCCUCUAGCUUUGCCAGAUGUAGCAGCAGCUGUUGGCUCAAGCAUAAAGGCCCGCUCUUACCAUCGGCCCUGCUGGCGCUGCAGGUCUCCUUUGGCACGCGUUCAUCGCUCCCCCGUCAGGGCUUUGUUAGGAGCGGAGCAGGAGCCGCUGUGCAGCAGGGCAGGGCUGGGAGCGUUCAGAGAAAUCGGACCUUUUGGUACCAAAAGUAAUUUUAUAAUGAAUUAACUUAAAGUCAUUUGACAGCCAUGUGCCUGUAAAUCGUAUUUUGGUAAAAAAUAAAAAUAAAAAACAAAAACACACAUAUUUUACUUAAAAUAGAGAUAUAUGAAUAAAAGUCUUGGAGCAAAUAGCCUUUUUUUUGCAAAGGAUCUGUAAAUUGCCAAAGCAAUGUAAUGCCAGAGCGUUCUCUGCCCAUGUUGUUGGUGUCUGUGGGAGGAAAGGAGUGUGUUUGUAUUGCUGCUGGAAUUGUCGGGGAAAAGCCGAGAUGGAAGCGAGACUCGGUAUCGGUCCAUUCCGCGAUGAACACCUUCGGUACCGCUGCUCUGUACUGGCAAUGACAAUAAACGCACGACGCACGGCCUGCUCGCUGCUGCCAUCA
Molecule: messenger RNA, 7180 nt
Organism: Phasianus colchicus (ring-necked pheasant)
Lineage: Eukaryota; Metazoa; Chordata; Aves; Galliformes; Phasianidae
Gene: SCAI
Product: suppressor of cancer cell invasion
Biological process (GO): DNA-templated transcription
Molecular function (GO): transcription corepressor activity
Source: RefSeq, a predicted model, not a curated record